ACCCUGAAACUCCUCACUUUCUCUGGGAACUUUGUGUGCCAGGACCCAGUGACUGGCGGUGAGGAGGCAGCCUCAGGAAGCACCCGCUAUAUAGCAGGGCAGUUGGGCAGUCAUUGGUAACCUAGCUCAUUCAUUAGAAUCACGUAAGAACUCUAAGGGAAACGUAUCUCUCGGAGUGAGGGCGUUUGCGUAAAUCUAUAGGUUUUUCAACAUCGAUGCCAGUUGCUUUGUCUUCUGUAGUCGCCAAGGUGGUUGAGAGUUUAAGCUUGCGGAUAUUGCAAAGGGUUAUUAGAUUCAUAAGUCACACCAAGUGGUGGGCGAUCCACUGAGCAAAGCCGAACUUCUCACAUGAUGACUUCAAACAAGACACAUUACCUUCCAGCAUCUGUUGGGGAGACGAGAUUUUAAGACACUUGAGUCUCCAGGACAGCAAAGGCACAAUGUUCCACCAGGUGAGAAGAGUGAUGACCAUCCUUUUCCUUACUAUGGUUAUUUCAUACUUUGGUUGCAUGAAGGCUGCCCCCAUGAAAGAAGCCAACGUCCGAGGACAAGGCAGCUUGGCCUACCCAGGUGUGCGGACCCAUGGGACUCUGGAGAGCGUGAAUGGGCCCAAGGCAGGUUCACGAGGCCUCACCUCAUUGGCUGACACUUUUGAACACGUGAUUGAAGAGCUGUUGGAUGAGGACCAGAAAGUUCGGCCCAAUGAAGAAAACAAUAAGGACGCGGACUUGUACACUUCCAGGGUGAUGCUCAGUAGUCAAGUGCCUUUGGAGCCUCCUCUUCUCUUCCUGCUUGAGGAAUACAAAAAUUACCUGGAUGCUGCAAACAUGUCUAUGAGGGUCCGGCGCCACUCCGACCCUGCCCGCCGCGGGGAGCUCAGUGUGUGUGACAGUAUUAGUGAGUGGGUAACAGCGGCAGAUAAAAAGACUGCAGUGGACAUGUCGGGUGGAACCGUCACCGUCCUGGAAAAAGUCCCUGUGUCAAAAGGCCAACUGAAGCAAUACUUCUACGAGACCAAGUGCAAUCCCAUGGGCUACACGAAAGAAGGCUGCAGGGGCAUAGACAAAAGGCAUUGGAACUCCCAGUGCCGAACUACCCAGUCGUACGUGCGGGCCCUCACCAUGGAUAGCAAAAAGCGCAUUGGCUGGCGGUUCAUAAGGAUAGACACUUCCUGUGUAUGUACAUUGACCAUUAAGAGGGGAAGAUAGUGGCUUUAUGUUGUAUAGAUUAUAUUGAGACAAAAAUUAUUCUAUUUGUAUAUAUACAUAACAGGGUAAAUUAUUCAGUUAAGAAAAAAAUAAUUUUAUGAACUGCAUGUAUAAAUGAAGUUUAUACAGUACAGUGGUUCUACAAUCUAUUUAUUGGACAUAUCCAUGACCAGAAGGGAAACAGUCAUUUGCGCACAACUUUAAAAAGUCUGCAUUACAUUCCUCGAUAAUGUUGUGGUUUGUUGCCGUUGCCAAGAAUUGAAAACAUAAAAAGUUUAAAAAAAAUGAUAAUAAAUUGCAUGCUGCUUUAAUUGUGAAUUGAUAAUAAACUGUCCUCUUUCAGAAAACAGACAAAAACAAAAAAAACAAAAAAAACAAAAAAAACAAAAAUUUGAACCAAAACAUUCCGUUUACAUUUUAGACAGUAAGUAUCUUCGUUCUUGUUAGUACUAUAUCUGUUUUACUGCUUUUAACUUCUGAUAGCGUUGGAAUUAAAACAAUGUCAAGGUGCUGUUGUCAUUGCUUUACUGGCUUAGGGGGAUGGGGGAUGGGAGGGGUAUAUUUUUGUUUGUUUUGUGUUUUCUUUUGUUUGUUUGUUUGUUUUGUUUCUUUUUUUUUUUAGUUCCCACAGGGAGUAGGGAUGGGCAAAGAACUUCUUCAGUGUCUAUUCUGGUUUAUAAAAGAUACAUUUAUAUGUUGUAAAGUUGUUUGCAAUAUCAAUCAGAUGACUGAAAAGUGAAUAAAAAUUAAGGCAACUGCAUAAAAUGCUCACACUCCACUUCCCAUGAUGCACCUCCCAGAUCCCCCUCCUCCAACCCAUUGGAUGUGGGUUAGGGAAAGCAUCUUUUAUUGGAAGAACCUACGUUUGCUCAAAGCACAUUCUUUCCCUUCCUCCCCUUUGAUUCCCUCGUUGUUUUGCUUUGUCUUAAGGAAGAAAAAUGAAUCGCGUGCCCUACAAUAUUUUACCACUGUGGUGAACAAGUGAAUAAAUUGUGUCACAUUGUGGCACUUGUGGAAACAGUGAUUUUUAUUUUUUUAAAGAAGAGAAAAAAGAACAUCAGGAAGUAACCCAGAAAUCAAAAUUCUUUUUUAUGAGGAGUAAACAUUUGGGUAAAUCAUGGUAAUGCUUUAAAAAAAUAUGGUAAGACUUCACGGUGUCUUGCAAGUGAAAGGUAGAGUUCUGUAUGAACUCAGAAACACCUAGAUCAGAGCAGGAAUCUACAUGCCAGGGAAAUGAGUCUAAACAGCCCUAUGGAGGCUGGGUAGAAUGUACCAUUUCCGGGCAAUGCAGGAAGAAUUUUUGAGUGGCCAUCCCAAGGCCUAGGUAGAGGUGGGGAAUGACCCUUAAGACUUUCCAAAAGGAAAGCCUCAGAAGCACCCUUCAGAGGUGGCUCUGGAAUGACAUGUGUUAAGUUGCUUGGACCUCAUGCUUUAAGUGCCUACAUUAUCUAACUGUGCUCAAGAGGUUCUCCACUGGAGGACCAUACCCAAGCUGACUUAUGCCCUCCAUUCCUCUCCUGGAUAACUGUGCAUAAAGUUGGACUAGCCUGGAGCAGAUUUGGAGUCAAAUGUGGCAUUUGCUAUCAUGAGAUUGAUGCAAUGAAAUAGAAGAUGUCUGCUACAAGAACACAUACUUGCUUUGAAACUGCACUUGAGGAAACCAGGGUUUUAUAUUUUGAGAACUUUUGGUCAAAGGAGAGAACAGGAAAAGGCCCCCAAACUCAGGCUGAAUGAUGAAGGCCUGAAAAGAUAGAAAUCUUGUCCAGAGACAAGACUUGGGAAGGUGCCUUGCUCCAUAGAAGAGGCCAGAACAGAGCUGACAAAGCUUUGCUCCCCAAGUGAAGGUCACAGCAACCUCCUGCCCAUUCUGUCUGUUCAAGGAGAGGGUCACUGCUUCAACUCUGCCAUUUUGGGUUAGGAGAGGUCAAAUUAGGAAUCUGAAAUAGUGUUCCUGGGAAAAGUGGAUCCCAGUGAAAAUUAGUGCUAAGCCUAUCUACCCAUUCAGCUCACUUCCACACCUGGAAAUGAUAGUGUUUACCACCUGGGACAGUGUUCUAGAGUAUCAGAAAAAGCUGCAAGCAAUUGUUGCAGGGUGAGGAAUAAGCAAACAAGGAUGUCCAUUGUGACCCAGGGAGUGAAGAUGCUGUCAGCAAAUUUCUGUCUUUCGUUUAGAGGUAGCCUGUCUUUUAGAGUACAACCUGAAUACCUAUCUUUAAAUGAAGAAAGACUUUAUGUAGUAUAGGUUUGUUUUGUUGUGCCGUUCAACAAUAUUAUCUUUGUAAUUAUUUUUCAUCUGUAAGGAAUGCUUUUGGAAUGUCUGCUGUAUGCUAACUUUUCGCAGCUUCCUUUUGAGGGACAACAUUUAAAAAACAAACAAGUCCCUAUCCACAAUCUUAAGGUACUGCAAGGGCCAGAUCUGUUAAGUUUCGCAGGAGACAUUUCAGCAAUUGUGUGGUCAGUGGCUCUCCCUUACCCAAUGAGAUACAUCACAGUCACAUGCUUGGUGGUUUAUGUUGAACUAAGAUUUAUUUUGUUAAACUCUCUCUCUCUCUGUUGCUGUUCGUUCUUGUUCUGUUCUGUUCUGUUUUGUUUUUAAAGUCUUGCUGUGGUCUCUUUGUGGCAGAAGUGUUUCAUGCAUGGCAGCAGGCCUGUUGCUUUUUUAUGGUGAUUCCCAUUGAAAAUGUAAGUAAAUGUCUGUGGCCUUGUUCUCUCUAUGGUAAAGAUAUUAUUCACCAUGUAAAACAAGAAAAAAUAUUUAUUGUAUUUUAGUAUAUUUAUAUAAUUAUGUUAUUGAAAAAAUUUGGCAUUAAAACUUAACCGCAUCAGAAGCCUAUUGUAAAUACAAGUUCUAUUUAAGUGUACCAAUUAACAUAUAAUAUAUGUUUUAAAUAUAGAAUUUUUAAUGUUUUUAAAUAUAUUUUCAAAGUACAUAAAAUCUGGGGGUUCUGGGUUUUUUUCUCUUCACUGUAAAACAAACAUGAAAACGUGUUUUAUUAUAAAUACGUGUGUUCCUUGCUUUAAGAUCAACCUGACUAGUAGCAGCAAUUGAAUAGCCCUCCAGAGAGGAUGCUAAUUUCAAAGCACUGGAAGGCCAAUCCUGCAGUCUGUGAGCUUCUGAGAAGCUCUAGGAUUGAUUCUGUCUUCCAGGGUGGAAAACAGAAUGUCAUUUUCUAGGACACUUGAAAGUUUUUCCCUUUGAAGUGAUAUACUUUCAUCAAAUACCAAACCAUGUAUCCUAGCAACAUCCAGAUCCAUGAAUCAGGGCUGGCUGGCUCUAUUUGACUAUAAAAUAACUGUUAAAAAAAAAAGUAGGUCUAUUUAGGGAUAAUGAGAAUAAAUUGGCCCAAAUUUAGAAAGUCAACUACUGGAAAAAAAAAUGUAGAUAUUCAAUAUUUGGAGAUAGGUCAUGUCCCCUUGGUUUGGAAACAAUGCCAUUUGCAGCACAUAUUUGUAUCUAUUGCAUCGAUUUAAUUUUUGUACAUGGAACACGAAGAUUUUAUAUCAUAGUACCCAUGAUCUAACAGAUUGCUAGGAUUUCUAAAAAGAUUUGCCUCCGUGAUGGCUGCCAAGCCGCUGGGUAAUUUAGUUAAAGUGUUUAAAGUUAUCACUAAAUCUUAGGGAAAUAAAUGGAAAGAUUUUAAACUAGAGAAAGGGCCAUUAAGGAAAAAAAGCAUCUGUUCCUACUCUUCAGACUCCCCAUUUGAACACUGAACAACCCAUCCCAGAACGUGGUGAACUAUAUCUGUGCAAUGUAUCAUUUCUAUUUCAAACAUACACACAUGGUUUCCUCUUGUAUUGUCUUAUAAAUAAGGAUCAGGAAAGUCAUAACAAACAUUGACUUGUGUUGUGUAUAUGGAAGAACAGAUCGAAUGAGAUGAACUGCUCUAUUAUAAUCUGUCCAGUGAAUUUACUUGCACUGGAAGAGAAGACCUUGACUUGCCAGACAUGACAGCCCAGCCAGGGAAUUAGAACUUUGUUAUACUUCCGACUUAACCAAUUAUCAUAGUUGAAAAAGACUAACUUAAAUGAAGGGUUGAGGAAUAAUCGAGAAUCAAAUGUGUCAUUCAAAUUACUUGAAGUUAAUGGAGUUUGGUAAACAUGACAAAGUUUUCAAUAGGGGACGAGGUCAGAGAAACAACAAUGAAAAGGAGCUAUCCAUUAACUUAACUAACUUGGAGUUGACGGGAGUAAUCAAUUUGUACUGCAUUCUUUAGGUAAGAAGGUAAACCUGCUUAAUCAUUAAGAAUCUUGGAAAAGACUCAGAUCAUUGCUUUCAUCUAUUGUUUUUUUUUUGUUUGUUUGUUUUUUAGACAUAUUAGUAAGCCUCUGUGGUCAUGCUGUGUCUAUGAAGUCUUUUUAUUCCCUGAAUAAUAUCACAAUUCUGAGUAAGAGUUUGAACUAAACCUUAGAAGGAAUUAGUUAAGUUGUCCCUCAUUCAUUUAAUUGGUUACUAGACUCUAGGUAAAAUGUCUUUUUUUUUUUUUUAAUAUGUGUCAAACACCUCUUGAACCACCAAAAACUGUCAGUCCUUGCUCAGCCAGCACUCCAGCAGCAUCAGGACUUAUGCCUAAAGGAAAACAUUCCUGUCUCUUGGGUUCUAGCAUUGAGCUUACUCUGUCAGUCAGUUUUAGUGAAAUAGCUACAUUUCUGGUAAGCCAUUGUUGGUAAAGAGUGAUGAGAAACAAUGCAUGUUCAGAAGUACAGAUAGAUAAGUAUUGAGCAUAGAAAGAUCCAUGCAUAAUGUAAUCCAGCCUCAAAGCAAAAUUAGUGUUUGAUGAAACCUGGGCCAUUCUUUUAGCUGUGGGUUAACUGUUGUUUUAAGAGUGGUUUUUGAUUGGGGGUAGAAGGGGUAGGGAGAGUGGCUAGGACUCUGGUUCUUGUUGGUUACAUUGAACUAACUGGGGCUGGUGAACUCACUACCUAAGAGCCAGGUAUAGUGACUAGAGUGGAUGCAGCCACACCAGUCCACUCCAAUGUAUGGCCAUUCCAGCUAGUAAGCACCCUGCCUGUACCUCUGCCUCCAGUCUUCUAAGCAUCUUCAUUUUUUCUUUCAAUUCUUGCCACUGUUCUCCAUAGGGGGGGGGGGGGAAUGAAUGCAAACUCCUUGCUUUUUGAAGUGUGAUUAGAUGCAGUAAAUUUCCUGAAGAAAAUAUUUAAAUAUUAACAGAAACAUACUGUGGUCUCUUACACCUUAUAUUCCUCAUUAACAAAAAGAGCUAUCGAUGUGAUAGGAUUUCUAUAGGCCUUUACCUCAACCCCUUCUAUAGGCACCAAUCGCCAUAGCAGAAAACUCCCCACUACCACCCCACCAUUUGCUUUUCUGAAUAAAAUAAAUCCUGUGUGUACUUGAUAAUGUCAG
Marmota monax (woodchuck) is the source of this 6567-nucleotide messenger RNA. RefSeq names its product brain derived neurotrophic factor (gene Bdnf). Gene Ontology annotation, molecular function: nerve growth factor receptor binding; growth factor activity. The record is from RefSeq and is a predicted model, not a curated record. NCBI's taxonomy places the organism in Eukaryota, Metazoa, Chordata, Mammalia, Rodentia, Sciuridae. Gene Ontology annotation, biological process: memory; neuron projection morphogenesis; positive regulation of collateral sprouting. The transcript has 2 exons. The coding region runs from base 441 to 1208 and encodes 255 amino acids.